AUGGAGGCCGACCCGAAAGCCGGCGAAGCGGCGCCGACCGUGCAGGACUUCCCUCUGUAUCUCGACCUCGGUAGUGGACUCACUGCCAAGCUCGAGGAACACGACUACGCCGUCCUCGUAGACCAUAGGCUAGAGUUCAACGCCCGUUGCUUGGGAUUCGGCAUCAACAUCGCACCGCUUCCAGGAGCACAUUGCAGCAUCGUUGUCAUCCUGUACCCCGGCGACCUGUUGAAGGGUGGGGGGGAGAAGACCAGGACCUCGAUCCGGCACUUUGACCCGCAGACCGUGAAGCAGUGGCACCGCGACGAGGCGAUCCGCGUGCUGAAGUUUUUCCGGGCGGCGGUCCUGGCCGAGCUUGGGUGCGAUGGUAGGAAGUGGGAGUGGGCGAAGCCUUCCGAUGAAGAGGUGGAGGACAGGCUCGCCGACUGCGAUCAACCCGUUCGAGAUAAAGUGCCCGACGCCGUCCGGGACGGGGACGCGGGCUCCGGCCUGCUAGCAAUGAGCGCGUUGUGCUGGGUGGUGAGGAGGAUGGAUCUCCUGACCGGCGCCAUCCGUCGCAGUGAGACCAGCAUGGACAAGGUCAACGUUUCGGGGUUGAAGGGGCUGCGGAAUGGGAUGAUAACAUUCGUCAAGGAGCACGUCGCUCUCAAACGGUCGGGCCAUGUCGGAUUUACUGCCGACGCCUGUGAUGACGACGGCGAGGAGGCCCCUUUGGCAUCCACAGCAAUAGGUGUCGCCUACACCAUCGAUGAUGCGCGUGGGACUUCGAUCGGAGAGCCCGUAGGCGGCGUCGACAAGGAAGAUGAGGAGGCGGGAAGGGCGGUGACUGGGACCGCGGAGAAGAACCAGGAGGAUAACGAGGAUCAGGAAGAGGACCAUGAGGAUCGUGAGGAGGAGGAGGAGGAGGAGGAGGAGGAGGAGGAGGAGGAGGAGGAGGAGGAGGAGGAGGAGGAGGAGGAGGAGGAGGAGGAGGAGGAGGAAGAGGAGGAGGAGGACGAGGAGGAGGAGGAGGAGGAGGAGGAGGAGGAGGAGGAGGAGGAGGAGGAGGAGGAGGAGGAGGCGGAGGAGGCGGAGAAGCAGCAAGAGGGGGAGCAGGAGGAAGAGGUCGAGUGGGAGUUAGAGGAAAUGGAGGUGGAGUACGUAGAGGGAGCGGCGGAAACGGCUGGGAGGUCGGCAGAUGUUGUGAACAAGGGAGGGGAGGAUGCCGAUGAGGAGAAAGUCGGCGUGGAGGAGGCUCACGGGGGGGGUGAGAAGGUCGUGGUCGGCGAUGUGGAUGGCGACGCGAAGGAAGUUAUCGACCUCGAGGUCGUUGGAGAAGGGGAUAACGCCGCGGCCACGAAGCCGACGGGCGUGGAAGCGCCUACCGAGACCACCGCAGGGAAGGCCGGGGGGGAGCGGUCUAGGGUGAAGAAGGCGGCGCGCGGUCAUCCCGGUUCCUCCGCAUCUGGUCGGCAGGCACCGCUGGACGUCUUCGAGCAGCUGCGACAGGAGAACAGGCGACUGACGGCAGAAAAUGCCCGUAUGGAGAAGGCGCUCGAAGAUGAAAGGGGUCGGGUGGACAGGUUUGUGUUGGGGAUGCGGGGACUCCUCGACAAGCUCCAGUCGUUGGCCGACCAGGUCGCCGUCUCCGACAAUAAUGCGGCGAAACGGCUGCUAGAUGCGACGUCGGCCGUGUCGACAACCAUCACGGACAACAUCACCAAUCACAUGGACGAAUCGUGGAAGGCGAUGAAGUCCUUCGCCGAAAAGGCGUCGAGGUGGUUGGCGGAAAUCGACGGUCCGGAGGGAAGUAUGGCAGUUGAACGCGCAAAAGCGGUCGCCGCCUUGGGCAACCACGUGGAAGCGGUGGUGGACGAUGCGAAGCUGGGUUUGGAGGACUUCAUCUCGAAGCACCUAGCCGCCGCGCAGGCCAACAUUGCCGCCGCGGUAACUCGCACCAUCGCCGUGCCGCCGCCGCCCCCGCCGCAGCCCACGCCAGCCUUCCCGGACGAGCUCAUGAAGUCGUUCAAGGCGGACGUGUUGAAGGCGGUGACGGAGGCCACCCAGCAGUCGUUUGUUGCGUCCGGGUUAAAGCUCAUGACCGAGGUGAUCGGCAAUGUGGCGGCUGGUCGGCGUGCGUCGUCGCCGUCGGCCAAUGACGCCGAUCCCGCGCAACGAAGGGAGGCCGACAAGCAGGGCCGGAAAAGGGCGGGCGGCGGAGAUGAUGCAGGGAGCGUGAAGCGGAGCAAGGGAGCCGAUGGAGGCCGCGGCGUCGGCGCGGUGGGUCCAGGCGGCUCGCGGACUCGAGGUCAGAGCGUGGUCGACCAGCUCAAGAAGAACGGGGCCAAGGUGAUAAGGUCGCACAGCAAGGGCGAUGGAAUCGGGAGUGCAGAUGGGGGCCAUGCCGACGAGGUUGCCGCACAAGACGGCGGGAAAGGCUUGAGCGACAAGGAGAUCCCAACCGCUCAAACGGCGAUAGAUGGCGGCGCCAGAACCGUCAAGGGACCGUCUGUCGGGGUCGCGGGGACCACGUCGAUUCCCCGAAAACCCCCUGCGGCUAGCAGCGCGCCGGUCGGCCCGUCAGCCGCCAACAACGAUGGGCCGGCCCUUGUGGCUACUCCAGCUGCAGUGGGCCCCUCUGCCGCCAAGGGCGACGCGAAGGAUGCUGCGGCUAACCGCGACGGUCCGUCCGCCUCUAAGGUGCCCGCAGCGGCGAACGCGCUCAGGGAAAUGCUCCACCGCAUGGAGGCCCAUCGCAAGGACGUGCAGCAGCCUCCCUUGGUCGAUGCCGCCCCCGCCGAAGCAGCACGCCGCACGGUCACUCCGCAGGUCGCCGCCACGACGCCCAGUGCCCCACAUACCGCGCCUCUGGUCGCCGCCCAUCCAACUGCGGACCCAAAGUCCGCAUUGCUUCGCGCUCGGUUAGGCGCACGUAGUGCGGCAGCGCCAGCACAGACUCGGCCGGAAGCCGGCUCAAGCGCGACGCCGACGUCGGUAAACGAGGCGGCGGAGAAGGGCGUGAGGGCAGCGCUAGCCACCGGCGGCGGAGCCGUUGACCAUGCACAGGCGUCGAUAGGCCACAACGACGCCGACAUCGCUGCCAUCCAGAACCUGAUGGAAUCGGUAAAACGCCCCGGGCACCCCGCUGCUCUGGCCAUCUCGGACACGGCGCAUGUGGAGCCCUUGGCGAAUCCCCCCGCUGGUUCAGCGGAGCCAAAGACGACCACUGAUGCUGUCGGCGAUGGAGAGUCGAAACGGAAGGGGAAGGCCGACACAGUGAAAGGGAGGGCGAGCUCUCAGAGGAAAACACGGGCGAUGUCGGCCGAGACAGGGAGGGAUAAGGCGAAGGAGAAGUCGGUGGAGAAAGGGAAGGAGAAGGCGGAGGAGAAGGAGAAGGAGAAGGAGAAGGAGAAGGAGAAGGCGGCGGAGAAGGAGAAGGAGAAGGAGAAGAAGGAGAAGGAGGAGAAGGAGAAGGAGAAGGAGGAGAAGGAGAAGGAGAAGGAGAAGGAGAAAGGACGGAAGGGUCAUGGCAUCCGCCACGACAACUCGGGCGACGGUCUUGGGUGGGUGGGCGAGAUUAAGGUGCUCGGCGCUAAUCGAUACAUCGGCAAAUCGCGCGAGAAGAUGGAGCUGGCGUACUUGCACUCGAUUGCGUACAUCGUCUACGACGGCUACGUCAGCAAGGUCCUCAUGGCCGAGCUCACCGGCUUGGAGGAAACCGAGUUGGAGAAGUGGAGGAUGGUGUGGGAGGAGGUCAAGAUUUUGCCGACAGGGAUGUGGACGGUGAUAUGGGCACGGGGCGCGUACCUUCCAAAAACACGGUUCGAUGACAUUCUCGGCCAGUAUCGAGCGUACAAGAGCUCAGGCGAUGCGCACCACGACGCGCUCUUGCCGGCGAUCUGGUUCCCCGUCGAUGCCGUCACAAAGGAAGGCCAGGAGAAGUCGGAUGCUAUGAUGUCGGCCAUGAUAGGUCGCGUGUCCAUGUGCGCUGCGUAUGGGAAGGUCGCUGCGAGCGCGGCGAGGAAGGAGGGAGACACUGAUGAGAAGACGGCGAUUGCGGCACAGGCGUUAUCGGCCUCCGCUUGCGCCGUGUGGUGCUUAGUCGAGAACGACGACGCCCAGGUGGUCGAUGCUGUGGGCGAAGGGAAGGCGGCGGCGAUGGUGGUCGGUGCGAGCGAGAAGACCGCCGGUGUCUUCAAGGAGGUCAUGCAGGCGGUACUGGAGGCCGAGAUCGACCGGGAGCAACCCCUGGGGGAGGUUGCGCACAACGUCGCGCCGGCGCUGCAGAGUCUCGCUCUGCACCGGGUCUACCCGGGGGUGGAUCAUGAAGUCGAAGCCGACGUGAUUGCUAGAGCGACAGUGGAGACAUUGGCGUUCUGGGGAAUGUGCCCCGUCGCCGGGCCGAAACUCGAAAAGAUCGGCAUCGCGGUGCCGUGUGACGCGCAGAUGGAGUACGACAUUGAACACAGGGGGAGGAAGGGGCAGAGAGGCAAGCAGGGCAAGGACAGCACGGGGAAGAAGGGGAAGAAGGGCAAGAAGGGCAAGGACAGCACGGCGGCGUAG
Molecule: messenger RNA, 4542 nt
Organism: Closterium sp. Naga37s-1
Lineage: Eukaryota; Viridiplantae; Streptophyta; Zygnematophyceae; Desmidiales; Closteriaceae
Source: the annotation of a GenBank genome assembly